Messenger RNA from Anopheles funestus (African malaria mosquito), 9215 nucleotides. RefSeq names its product myotubularin-related protein 8 (gene Mtmr6). Gene Ontology annotation, biological process: dephosphorylation. Bases 887 to 3154 code for a protein of 755 amino acids. Lineage: Eukaryota; Metazoa; Arthropoda; Insecta; Diptera; Culicidae. Gene Ontology annotation, molecular function: phosphatase activity; metal ion binding. The record is from RefSeq and is a predicted model, not a curated record. The transcript has 10 exons.
ACCCGACAAUGUACCUACUGCAGCUGACAAUUUGGAGGUCCUGCGGCUUUUCCUCGCACGAAAGCUUUUCAGUUUCGAGUUUUCCACCGUUCGGUAGACGCGGGUUCGCGAUGGCUUCGGGCGGUUAUACUCGACGGUACCAGUCAAGUUGUGAUUAGGAAAAAGGAAAAUAAUAAGGCCGGACACGUAUAUCUAAUCAUUAUUACACGCGUAAUAUGCAUAUACGCCUGAAGCGUCCGUUUGUGGAUUCGGGUACAAUUGUAGUGGAAACAAAUUUGGCGUUCGUUUAAGCGUUUGCUGCGGAUGUGAGCAAACAGCCAUUAGCUCUAAAAAGCACUACGGUUCGUUGGUGAAGGUUGUAGAGUUCAUUCAUGAGUAUACAUACCAUUGAGCGUUUGAAGCUGAAUCACUCACGGCGCACAUCAACUUUGCAUUAUUUGUCCUAGGACAGUGGCACGGAGUUGGUUCGCGUCUAUAUGCCGUUCGAACCGUUGUGCAAAGUGUUUACAUACAGAAAAAUCGAUUUUCCCGAUGGAUUAAACCAGUGAGCUGUUGUUCUGUAGAUAAUGAAUUCUUCCAUCUAUUAUACGGCGCCAUCAUACAAGCGCGAUGGCGGUGCAAAGAGAAACAGUGUAACGGAGCGUUUGGCUCCCUUGCAACAAGGACAUAUUAAAAGUUAAUCAAGAAAACACGAAAGUGAACGAAAAGAGGCAGGUGGUGGUAACCUAUCGUAAUCAGUUCAAACAUGCCUUGUACGCCACAUCCUUUGUGGCAAUACGUAACCGUACACCGAAAAUAACAAGCAAAGUUUUUGGCUAAAGGUGAACAAAUAAACAAACUGAACCGAUACCUGCACCCAUCCUAUCGUUGCCAUUCAUUGGUCGCCAUGACGGACGCAGAGCCACUGUCACCGUCGGCAUCCUCGUUCAAGCAGAACUUUGAUCUGGUGACGCCCGAGUUCGAGGAGGAUCCGAAGCUGCUUUGGGGCAGCGUACCCGUACCACCGUUCGUUUCGGACAAGGUGGUUACUUGGGUGGAGGAAAACUUUCCCCAUCAGCCACCGCCGGUGGUCGAAUUUCGCGGGCAGCAUGCUCUGAAGAAGAUUGAAAAUGUUCGUAUGAUUGACAGAUAUAACAGCAAAAAUCCAACCGUCGGUGUUCUAUAUCUUACGGCCACGCAUCUCAUAUUCGUCGAUCCGGAUGCCAACAAAGAGACAUGGGUGCUUUACAUGCACAUCGCGAACGUGGAAAAGUUGCCCCUAAGCACAACCGGCUCACCGCUGCUGAUACGCUGCAAAACGUUCCUCUCCAUCACGUUUGUAAUACCGAAGGAACGCGAGUGCCACGACGUCUACACCACACUGACGAAGCUGUAUCAGCCGGUGCACAUCAAGAAUCUGUACUGCUUCCAGUACACUACCGCGGCAAAGGAACUGCCGAAGGCGGCCGGUUGGGACUACUUCAAGCUGGAGCACGAGUUCAAGCGGAUGCGGGUCCCGAACGACCAGUGGAGUGUCUGUGCGCUCAAUCAAAACUAUGAGCUGUGCGACACGUACCCGAGGCAGAUCUACGUGCCCGCCGACGCAAACACGCAAAUCCUGCUCGGAAGCUCGCGGUUCCGGUCGAAGGGCCGGCUACCUGCGCUUACCUAUUUGCAUUCUAACAAGGCGUCAAUCUGCCGUUGCAGUCAACCACUGUCGGGCUUCAGUGCCCGCUGUCUCGAGGACGAACAAAUGCUGGAAACGGUACGCAAGACUAACCCCAACUGCAACUUUAUGUACGUCGUUGACACGCGGCCAAGGAUUAACGCCAUGGCAAACAGGGCAGCCGGCAAGGGGUAUGAGAACGAAGCCAACUAUGAAAAUAUCAAGUUCCAGUUUCUCGGCAUCGAAAACAUUCACACGAUGCGUGCCAGUCUGCAGAAGCUGAUUGAAUGCUGCGAACAAAAGUCGCCCACUAUGAGUGGAUUCUUGAGUGCCCUGGAAUCUUCCGGCUGGUUGAAACACAUUCGAUCGAUACUGGAUACGUCCUGUUUUAUUGCAAACGCCGUGGAUAAAGGCAUUUCCGUUGUUGUACACUGUUCGGACGGUUGGGAUCGUACGGCGCAAGUAUGCUCACUUGCCGCCCUCAUGCUGGAUCCGUAUUACAGAACAAUUAAAGGAUUCCAGGCGCUGAUUGAGAAGGACUGGCUUGCAUUCGGUCACAAGUUUAGCGAUCGGUGCGGACACAUUCAAAACGAUCCGAAAGAAGUAUCUCCCGUAUUUACUCAGCUGCUCGAGUGUACCUGGCAGCUGAUGCAGCAGCGUAACGAUGCGUUCGAGUUUAAUGAACGAUUCUUGCUAAUCUUGCACGAUCACGUCAUGUCCUGCCAAUACGGUACCUUCGUGGGCAACUGUGAAAAGGAUCGAUUAGACCUGCGAUUAGCAGAAAAAACCUUCUCCUUAUGGGGUUAUAUGUCGAACCAUUUGAACGAGUACAUAAAUCCCCUUUAUCGACCAGAAAUGGAUGAAACGAUAAAGCCAAAUCUUGCACCGCAAAACAUAAAGUUUUGGCGCGGUAUGUACAGCCGAUUCGAGAGUGGCAUUCACCCUAGAGAACCGUUGGAGGAUUUGUUGAUUGCUAGUAAAGAUCAUUGUACUUCGCUGGAAGAUCAUGUGCAGCAUCUGACGAAGCGUAUCAACAGCUUCAAGAAUAUGCUUUCCAAGUCAGCCAAACGAUUGCAGGGUGGAAGUGCAGCAUUACAGUCUCGAUACAACACGGACACGCGGGGCCCAAUUGAGGUGAAUGAUAAUCGAUACAAUUACGAUCGGAAGUUAAGUGAGCUGUCGGCGGCGGACGAUGAUCAUCCGCUAAAGACGAGUGACUUUUCCUUCUCCAAUCUAUCGAUUUCAGAGUACAACAGUGAAGCGGACAAAGUAAACGAAGACAUUAACACAGUUGCUGUGGAGUGGAAAUCGCUCCGAUCGGUCAUAAACUGUCCAACCUGCUCUAUACCUUUUGAUCAAAUCACGAAAAAGAACCAUUGUUGGAAAUGUGGAGAAGUAUUCUGCAGCCGUUGUAUCGAUAAAACGUUAUCCCUUCCGGGACAUGAAAGUGGCAAUCCGGUGCCUGUUUGUCGACAAUGUUUCCGCAUAGUACAGCAAGUGAGUCCUUAAAGGAAAAGAAGUAACAACAUUCCUCGAUCGAAUCGAUGUAGAUUGUAAGUAAAUAUCUACGCUACAUUUGCUUACAACUACCACCGGCUGUAUUUUCGUGAUGUACAAACUAUAAAAUUAUGAUUCGUUUUUGAGGCUACCGUGAAAUGAACUAUGGGAAAAAAAUGGCGAAAAUUUAUAAUGUUACGGAUAAGUGCAAAAGUAAAUAUAGUGCAAGUUUUUCAGUUGAAAUAGACCAAAGUACACUGGCAAAGUCGUUUGAUGAUCACAUACACAUACAAGUGCUUGCAAGACAGUAAUAAUUGAAAAGGUAUAAGGAUUACAAAAAAAUCCUUGCAGAAUGGCUGUCAAUCUUAGUUGAUAAUUACUAUUAGUCGUAAACCGUUAAAUAUGGAUUAUAAAACAAAAAGCAUACACGCUCAUCGAUAACAGGAUAGUAUGACAACACAUUGUUAAAACUACAAUUUUCUUAAGCAUGAUGUUUAAUAUGAUUAGUUUAAGUAUUAUUACUUUCCAAGGUUGAAAAACAAUAUUUAUCUUACUAAAACAAAUAUUUGAGCUUUUGCUUGGCUUCGACACACUCUUCGGUAUUAAGCAGAAAGGGAGCUUUAUCGAUGGCUGUAAUGAAUGAAAAGAAAUUGACAAAAAAUAAUGUUUAGCUUCAUAAACGCACACGAUGGCGCGGUUAAUCAGAAUAGUUCCAGAAAGUCUCACCUUUUUAUGUAUCUUAUGCAAAGUUCGUGCUAGAUUUCGUUUCGCAAUCAUCUCUGCUGGUGACUGUAGUAGUUUUCACAGUUCACAGUACACCUGAGUUACCUGUUUGUGGGUGUAUAAAGUAUGCACCUUGUUUGCCAGUAUUUGCAUCGAUUGCGAUUGCAUUCUUUAAAGGUAGAGAGUAAAACUAGCGACGAAUAGUCUGUUAGUAAUGUAUGUUUGUCACAAGAAACAUUUUCUUUUGCGCCAAAAUAACCAGCAACGAAACUAUAUUUGCAGACAACUGGCAUAUGGCUAUCUAUAUCUGUAAACUGUAUGUGUAAUCUGAGGUAACUAUAUCAUACGAAACAAAACAAAAAUCACAAAUCUGUUGCUCUCAAGUAAAGUAAACGUAUUUAAUAUACAGAGUAAAAUAUAAAAUAGGAUCACGCUGUUUUCAUUGGUGCAGGCAUCAGAUGUGUUCCAUGACUGUAUCUUUGCUGCAUCUGUAUAAAUAUCACUAGAAUCAGCUAAUAUUUGAAAGCAUUAUGCUAGAGUCUUUUGUUAUAUAUUUUAUUAAAUCUGAAUUGAAUUCGAAUUGAAGUUCGAAUAAAUUUUAAGAUGAAAAGUGUUACAUAAUGGUAGUAAGUAUUAAAAGUUGGAUUGGUUUUUAUAAUGUUUAUUUAUGUAUUCUUAUAAUUCAAUUGUUUAAAUACUCACGAUAACUCUCGUCUCUGAUGAUGAUUAUCCAAUUAUUGGUCAAAUAUUUAAUCUGUCCACACUUUUGGAAAAGCUGUUCAACCAAAGGAUGCAGUCGUAGAAGAAGUAUAUUUUAGUUUUAGUAUUUUUGCGUUCAUAGCAUCUACGCAGUAAGUGGGAAUGAUAACGUAAAAGUGUUUUGCUCCGAAGCCUAGUUCUUGCGUACUUCUUCAAUUUUUUAACGACGUUUAAUUGUUCACAAUUAUUAUCAUUUUUUUCAUGCAUUCUUAUUCUCGUUUACCUCACUACUUUUCGUCCAAAUUUUCCUCAGUCCGUUUUUAUUUCCUGUUUCUUUACCAGCUAUAGAUGUUUGGCUUUUUAAAUUAUAGUUUAAAUAUUAUAGUUAUUUUCGUUUGAAAAUACAAUGUAAAACAUUGUGUUAAUUAAAUAAUAACACCUGGAGAACAAGAGGAAGAAUGUAGCUCGUAAUAAAUCACUUUUAAUUAACUCCCACGAGAACGGUACGGAAUAGGAGUUUGGUAAGAGAACCUACCUGAGCUUCAAGAGGUGACUCAGAGGUGGAAACUUUGGGAACCAUCUUCUAUAAGUCAGUCCAGAUUUUGGCAUACUCUCUCUCUCUCUCUGUCUGUCUCUAUCUCGCUCUUUCUCUCUCUCUCUCUCUCUCUCUCUCCUAUAUAGCAGAUUCUUAUCUGCAGAAAAUUUCAGGUUGGAGAUUAGCGAAUAAAUUGAUAGUGACACCACCAGCGGCCCUGCUUACAAAUCCUGACCUAUGCAAUGGUGACGUACAGAUAGGUGAACGCACUUUUGAAGUCGUCCAAAAUUUCAACUAUCUUGUGUUAAAGGUCAGCACCGAUAAAAACAUAAAAAUGUUGAGAUUUCGCGCCAGCAGGCGACCAACCGAUGAAAUUUCUCCACUCUUAACAGCUCUCGUGACUAUCGAAGCUGGGAUCAUAUAAAACUCAUAUAAUUCCAGUACUCACAUACACCUCUGAGCCAUGGACUCUGUCCUAAAUUGGAAACCUCUUAGCUGCGUUCUAGAGGACGAUGCUGGGAAGGAUUGUUGGCCUUCUUUUUGUGGAAAAAACAAUGAUAAAUGAUGUACAUAUGAUGAAGUUAACAUCGCACGGCGAAUUAGAUUUGCCAGGUUCCGGAGGGCUGGUCACGUCAUUCGAAUGGCUCCGGCCGAUCCACCCCUAUUACGGUCAGAGCAUCCAGCAAGCAGAUACUUUUUGUCUUCGUCGCGUUUAUCUUCAAACCAAUUCUUACUCCAUCGCUUUUUAGACGAAUUUCUAUGUAUAUUUCUCGAAAAUCACUUAGAUCACGCAGUACUCAAUACAAUACGCAUUUUACAGCAUCAUAUCGCAUUAUAACGUUUUUUCGCAUAACACUAUUAACACAACUGAUGGAAUGUAAUCGGUUUUACAUAAUCGUAUAUUUCAAAUCACACUGCAUUGUGAGCACACUCCAGCUUAUUUUGGUGUUGUGUUUAAUUUGUUAGGAGGGGUUUGAAAUGAUAUAGAAGGGGUCGGAGUUUGAUAUAUAACUCGCGAUCAGCACACCAUUAGUAUUAGACAUUGGAUAAACUUAACAUUGAUACGAGGCGUAGACUUGUUUGAAAUACAUGCAGUGUUCGUACUUUGUGCCCUGAAAUGAUAAAGGUAGGAAGAUUGUUCGUAAUUGUACAAUUAUACAGUUUUCAAUCAUGUUAAAUCAAAUAUCAUUUCUAUUCGUCUAUUCGUUUCAGAUAUCCUCAUUUUUACUAGUCACCGUACUUUUAAGCUUAUUUUAUCCUGCUGUUCAGACUGAAACGCCCCCAUCGUCCUUGUCAACAGUGAAUGCACCGCAACGUACCACCGCCGUGCAGAACCUUAGUCCAGUAACGGACACUGAUGCACUCGGACGCAAAAUAUUCAUACCGGUGUUUCGCUAUAAAAAGAAACAGUCCAGCAAACGGAUUCGUGUGCAAAAUCGGUCUUAAGCAUGCGCAUGCGGCUGUCAAACAGAUGGAAGAACGACGCUCGUGGCGAGCCAUUUAGAAUAUAGCUGCGAAUUAAUCAUCGUACUACUGGAACGGGUUUUCCGCGAUAUGAUGUUUGAUGGUUCAGUAUUGUACGGAUGCCGUUCAAAUGGCGAUUAUUUAAUGUUUAUUUUUUAUUUUAUUUGUUCACAAUGUGACUUGUGGUGUUGUGUAUUUAUGCACACUGCACGUGAUGGUAUUCGGAUUGAGUAAUGAAAUCCGGAAUGGAAUUUGAUUGUUAUUUUGUGUAAAGAUUAUGGAAAAAGAUAAAAUUUCCAAAAUAUUGCAGACAACACCAUAUGAAAUUCUCUUUCUAUUGCAUCCGAACAAUCUGACCUCAAUUCCUAUCCCAUGCUGUAUUAUCAGUGCAUAUGUAUCUUGUACGGAAUUCUAUUACGCUUUUGAAAUCACGAUUGUUUGCAUAGCUUAAUAGGAGUAUUUUUGUAUUCCGUGACAUCGGUUUUUGUGGUUCUAUUUUCACAUCUCAACGUGUCAAUAAACGCCGGGUGUAAAAUCAAACCUCCUGAUUGUAAAUAAUUGUAACGCCAGUCACCUGAAUUCUCACCUGGAUCGUGGCACUGUUAGCACAUUUAUCCAUCGUUUCAUGGAAUUUGGUGGUAUGCAAAUAAAAUAUGUUUGUAUAUCGCUGGCGCGUGUUUGGUGGAGCUCGUGUUUAGAUCGGUUAUUUGAACUUUGUUGCUAAAUACUGGUUCGUGUGUUUCCAAAAUUUGUUUUGCCCUUUUCAAUAAACCGCGGUGAACGACUUUGAUAUGCUUAUCGCAAGUAAGGGUCGCCCUGCUAGAGAGGUGUGUACACACUGUAUACAGAGGAAUGGAUUUUAUCCGGAUAUGAAUGGAUGCGAUAUGACCAUAAUUGUUCAAUCACGUGCUGCAUGGUUCGGAGGUUAUCGCUUUUAUUCAGGAUUUCAAAAUUUUAGACAAUUUGAUUUUUGUGUAUUCUUAUUUGAAUAAAAUAUAGAAAGAAAAUAAAAUGCUAUAGAAAAUUUUCUUCAAACACUUUCUUUUCAUAAAAAUUACCUAAUUAUACGAAAUUUCCUUGAUUAGUAUUAAGCUUGUCAAAAUUAUCCAGCGCAGAUGAGUUUUUGCAUGAGUUUUAGACCAUAGAUGUGUCACAUUUCCAGUCGAAUGAGAAAGUAAUGUAUGUUUUAUGAGUAAUCCUUUAUUUUUAACAGUUAAUUUGAUUCUCGAUUUGAGUUUGUUGGUUUUACUGAUUGAAGUUCAGGGAAAAAGCUCAUUACUCAAUAUGCCUCAAUUGCUGUAGCAAAUAAAAGUACAGCACUCUACAAAAGCAGAGUGCGCAAAUCGCUCAUUAACAUCGCACAGUGUCCUCUAAUGUGCCUGACCUAUGCCAUCAAAUUUCUUUACUCCAUCCCAACGCUUUCUCAUGCACCGGAGCUAAUAUCAUUAGUGACGACAUUUGAAAUGCUCGUGCCCCAAUGGAUUCUUUUCGCACUAGUAAAAUAAACCAGUUCCAGCUAGUAUGUAUCGUCGUCAAUCGAUCGUACGUCGGACGGGAGUGUAGUAUGCCAGGUUUUAGGUUCGUGUAAUAUUUACCAUCGCAUUUACGUGUCUCUUGUAGAGGACGAUCCCGAUCUCGAGGUGUCGAUCGACGUCAUAGAUACAGCUACGCCUUCCCGCGGUGAUGGUGUGCGAUAGAUUUAUUUACACCAUUUUGUACAACGGGUAAGUAGCAGCCGAACUCGCUCCAGUAAGGGGUAGUCAUAUAAAUGGCCGUGCUUAUCAAUCACCGAUCAACAGAAAGGUGCGAAGUUUGAACCAGUACGGAAGGUGUACCAAGAGUGAGAUCUUUAUUACUGAAAGUGUCGUUGCCGUGAGUGGUGUGUGGAAGUGAGUUAUUCAAAUUGAAAUUAUCGUUUCGUGUAACAUUGUACGAAAAAUGAAGAUUGUUUCGGCAGUACUAGCUCUGAUGCUGUUUGGGACGGUCUGCAGCAGCUACGCUAUCGAUUGUAUGGAUGUCUGGGAUGAAGAGAGUAUUGCCGAGAUGAUUGAGGAUGAUAGACGUUAUGAAGAAUCACUCAAUGAUCAUGAUCAUGUUCAUGAUGGACAUGAUCAUGAUGAGGAAGAAGAAGACGAUGAGCAUCCUAUUGAUAAUGAAGACGAAACCCUCACAGAUAGUCGUGAAGAGGCUGAGGAUGGACAGGAUCAUGCACAUGAGCACCCAGAUGCGAAUGUAAGAAAUUCGGCCCAAGACCAGCGUCAUAAGCGUGAAUCUCCACUGGCAGAGCAAUCGUUCGCUGAAGAAGUAGUGAACGAAGACCCAUCAGACUUAGAGACCGCCGAAACGCAUCUUUUCCGACCAGUCUUUCGGUACAAGUCGCAAUACACGGAAAGACGUCGAGUGAGAACACCUAAUGGGGCAGUCAAUUUUGCACCUACUCAAUAGUAAAAGGAACAAAAAAAACGAUGGAAUCGAAUAGUCAACCUUCAUUCUACAUAUCGAUACACUGUUCCACUAGUAUGUGUCACAUUCUGUACUAUUUUAGUGUUCAUCUGUAAAUUACUCAUUCGCCUACUCUGUAUCAUCCCAUCAUAUGUUCGUGUCGUGCAAUCACGCUCUGUGAGUGUAAUAAAAAAGAGGUGUAGUUUUUAA